UUUAAUUUAAUUUGAAAUUGCUUUUGUGUGCUGAGACAUAAUGGUGCAAAGUAGAAAAAUCGAUGUGGUGUUCAUAUUCCUUCAGGAUUUUAUUUAUGUUGUCAUUAGUUGAGUCUUUCAGCAGUUUAAAUCAUAGCGCAAUCUUGAAAAUGCAACAGUGGAAAGUGCAUCGUUACUUCCUCUGUGUUUCCUACAUGCAGUUACCGGCAAAGUAGAACAAAUUUUAAACGAUAUCUCACUUAAUUGCUGGCACGAUGGAUCAACCACCGAUUCAGGUCGACAACCGCAUGACAUUUCUUGGCAGCUUUGUUCAAAAAACUUUAAAACUAAAACCGGAAAAAUGGUCAAGAAUGAUGGCUACAGAAGACCACAAAGCUGUAGUUAUGAAAUUUUUGGAACGUCCUCAACCCACUCUCCUAGUUGUGGUACUUACACCAACCGCUCAACUUGUUGCUUCAAAUGGAUUUCCCUUAGCGCAAUUAAAAACCAAAGGCGUUUACUUUAUUAAAAAAGCUCCAGUUCCUGUCUCAAAAACCACUCCCUCAGAAUCUGUAAUUGCAGGUGAUUUGUCAGCAAAAAUUAUCGAUCAGCUAGCAUCACUAGUCGAUGAGAUAUUAGUUCCUCUUUUGUCCAAUUCCAAAAACCACGAAAAGUGGCCACCAGUCAUAGCAAAAGAUGUGCAAAAACAUGUCCACAGUUUAAAAAGUACGGUAUACCAAGUCAAAGGUCACGUAAAUGGCCAAACUGUUUUGCCAAUGCCUGUUGGAAUCGACAAAGUUCACGAAGUUGAAAAAGCUCUAAUUGAAAGUAAUGGCGAAAUUUGCGAUUUGUAUCUCAAAAGUGCUAUAGAAGGAGUUGUAAUUAAAUGGGCUGCUCAGAUUAAUGAUGUUUUAGUAAAUGAUUCAUCUGAAAAAGCAGGGCUUGGACCCAAUCCCGUUCCGUCAGUUGAAUUGCAAUUUUGGAAUUUGAGACUUCAAAAUCUUCACUAUAUCUAUGAACAGCUCAGAGAACCCCGUGUUAGAAGCAUGGCCGUCAUACUAGAAAAAACAAAUAGUGCCUAUUAUAGUUGCUUCAAGAAUUUGUUUAAAAAUAUUGUAAUAUCUUUAGCUGAGGCAAAAGAUAUAUGUUUGUACCUGAAACCACUGAAAAAACAUAUUGCACUAGUUGAAGAAACCGAUUUCAGUGAAUGUAUCCCCGUACUGGCGCCCCUUAUGCACGUUGUUUGUCUUAUUUGGUCAAAUUCAAAAUAUUACGACCAAGUUAAAAUAAUUGUCCUUUUGAAGCAAAUCUGCAAUCUGCUGAUUCAAGAGGCGAAAAAAUGUCUGGACCCGACAACUCUUUUCCACAGCGAUAUUGAUGAAGCCAUGCAAAGGGUCAGUCUUUGUAUAAAAACGUUAAAACAAUUUUCGAAAAUUUUUAACUCGUAUAAAAAUAAUCUUGACCGAUUUUUCAAAGAACGGGAACCGAAACUGUGGAAUUUUCACCCCAACAUGGUUUUUCAACGAUUUAAUGCUUUUUUAGAAAGGUUACAAACAAUUCAAUGGUUUUUUAAUACAGUACUUGAAUUCACUAAAUUAGAAAAAGUUGAAAUUGGAGGAAUUAAGGGAAAAAAUCUUAGUGCAAGAGUCACGGUUGUAUUUGGAGAAUUUCAGCAGUGUUUUUCCAUAUUUUCCGGAAAAUCUUACGAUGUACUUGAUCCCGACGAUUCUUCAUUUAUUUACGACUUUGAAAAUUUUAAACAAAAAAUUUUCGAAAUGGACAUGAAACUAGCAGCAAUUUUUUGUCAAGCUUUUGAAGAUUGUUCAAACUUAGAAAGCAUAUUUAAAUUAAUUAGUAUCGUCGGUUCUGUAUUAGAAAGACCUCUGAUUAAAACUGAAUUUACCAAUAAAUAUACAAAAAUUUUAGAUAUGUUACAACAAGAAAUAAAUACAGCGGAGGCACUGUUCCAAGAACAAAUGUUGCAUAAGGAGAAACAUGGACAAUUUAUUUUAGACAAAUAUAUGCCACCCGUAGCUGGAAGUUUACGUUGGACCCUUAAUUUGUGUACACGACUUUCAAGUCCGUUAGAAUCAUUUAAAAGCCUUCAACAUCCAAUAACUGAAAGUUCGGAAGCUGCAGAAAUUUUAGAAAAAUUUGCUAAUUUAUUUAAAAAAAUUGAUACCUUUAAUGAUCAGGUAUUUAAAGAAUGGGCAAGAGUUGUGCCCCAACAAAUCGAAAGAAAUCUUAAACUUUGUUUACUAAAAAGAAACCCCAAAACGAAAGAGUUGCACUUAAAUUUUAAUUCAGAACUAUCGGCGAUUCUCAGAGAAAUUCAUUAUUUAAAAUUAAUGGGACACGAGGAUUUGCCUGAAAUAGCUAUAAAGCUGGCAGAAAGAAAUGAUGUUUUUAGAAAAUACAUAUCCAAUUUAAACUCAACAAUCGCUUGGUAUAAUAAAAUCCGUCGAACAACUAAAGAUGUUGAAUUUAAUUUAAUCGAAAAUGAAAUUGCAGAAAUCGAUGAGUUAAUUAUUCAAGGACAAAACACUCUCAAUUGGAACUCAGAAGGCUUAUGGGAAUACAUGACAAAAUUGUACAAUCUCGUUGGAAAUUUACAACAGAAUUUACAAAAAUGUCAAGAGAACCUCAAUCAAAUAAAAAACGUUUUAAUGCCAUUUGCCCGCCAACCUUUAUUCGAGAGAAAAGAAGGAAAGAAAUAUACAGUUUUGUGCAUUGAGGAAAGAGAAGAAAAAAUAGCGAAGCGAUAUUCCGAUAUCAAGAAAGCAGCAGAUCAGAUUACGGUUUUAUUACUAGAAAACAUGCAAUUCUUUCAAAUGACUGAGAAACAGGACAGCCCUAAAUGGCUCAGUUACAUUGACUUUGUAGAUAAAAUUGUUAUGAGCUAUUUAUACCAAUGCGUAGGUUGCAGUUUGGGCUACAUUAACGAACACAUGGACCCAACUAACAACCUCGCCCCGCUCUUUGAAGCCCAAUUAAUUCUAAAAGAGCCUAAUAUAAUUUUUGUACCAUCUCUCGAUGCUAAUGCUGAUGAUGGUUUCAAAAAACUCAUAACAGGUUUAAUCGACGAUAUUACUAAAAUUUCUUCAAUUGUACCAAGAUUCUCAAAGACUAUCCAAACCUCAUACCAGGAAGAAAUAGUUUCAAAUCAAGAUAUUUCCGAUAUUAAAGAUGAUAUCCUUCAAAAUGUUGACCAAGUCAUCGAGGAGGCUUACGAAUUUUGUGAUAAAUUCCAAACCUAUUCUUACAUUUGGCUCGAUGACCGGAAGAUCUACUUGGAGCAUUUUUUGACCUAUAGUAGACAAUUAACAGGUGAAGAAAUUGACUGGGUGCAUCUCAAAGACUCAGCAGCGCCAAAACCAAACCCACCAAAAAUGGAGCAAUUCCGCGAACAAAUUGACAUUUUUGAAAAUCUGUACAACGAAGUUGAAAGAAUGCAAACUGAACAUACAUUUAAUUCCUGGUUUAAAGUCGAUGUCAAACCUUUCAAACAAGCCUUACUUAAUACAAUUCGAAAAUGGGGCAAUAUGUUCAAGGACCACCUUGUAGACACUGUCACUAAUAGUUUGACCGAUUUAGGACAAUUUAUAAGAAAAGCGGAUGAAGGCUUGCAACAAACUGUCGUAGAGGGUGAUUACCAAGCCUUGGUCAACGUCAUGGGAUAUUUACUUCAUGUCAAAGAACGUCAAGCUACCACCGACGAAAUGUUUGGGCCACUACGUGAAACAAUCGAGCUGCUGAAAUUCUACGAUCAGGACAUCCCCGAAGAAGUUAACGUGUAUCUUCAAGAACUGCCCGAACAAUGGAACAACACCAAAAAAAUUGCAAUUACAGUCAAACAACAAGUCGCACCAUUACAAGCAGCUGAAGUUGUUUUGAUUCGAAAGAAAAUUGCAGAAUUUGAUACGCGAGUCCUUUAUUAUCGCGAAGUUUUCAAAAAAUAUCCCUUCUUCCAGUAUAACUGUCCUGAGCCGUAUAUUGUGUUAGACAAGGUUGAUAAAGAUUUGCGAAAGUUUGAAACUGAAAUGAAAAAUAUUCACGAAUCGGGAUCACUGUUUGAAGUAAAUGUUCCCGAUUUUAAAGUAUUGAAACAAUGUCGCAAAGAUUUGAAAAUGUUGAAACAAUUGUGGGAUUAUGUCCACAUUGUGCAUACUUGUGUCGAUGAUUGGAAAACAACACCUUGGAGAAAAAUUGAUGUUGAAAAUAUGGACAUUGAGUGUAAAAAGUUUGCAAAAGAAAUAAGAAUGUUAGAUAAAGAAAUGAGGGCUUGGAACACAUAUUUAGGGCUAGAAGCGACCGUCAAAAAUACAUUAACGUCAUUGAAAGCCGUUGGUGAAUUACAAAAUCCGGCUAUUAGGGAAAGACACUGGAAUCAAUUAAUGAAAUCUACUAAGAAUUUAGCAGCCUUACCUCCAGAAUUCACGACCAAAAUCGUGAUGGACUACAAUACGACUUUGGCCGACUUGCUCGAGCUAAAUCUACACGAGUGUGAGGAAGAAGUUAAAAAUAUUGUCGAUAAAGCAGUUAAGGAAAUGUCAAUGGAAAAAAUUUUACGCGAAUUAAACGUCACUUGGUCUGCCAUGGAAUUCGAACACGAAAUACACCCCAGAACUGGUUGCAAACUACUGCGAGCAAGCGAAGAGUUGAUAGAGACACUAGAAGACAAUCAAGUCCAAUUACAAAAUUUGAUCACUUCGAAAUUUAUUGCACACUUUUUGGAAGAAGUUUCCAGUUGGCAAAGCAAAUUAUGUCUAGCUGAUCAAGUGAUAACAAUUUGGUUUGAAGUCCAAAGGACUUGGAUGCACCUAGAAUCGAUUUUUAUGAGUUCGGAGGACAUUAGAAAGCAAUUACCGGAAGAUUCGGCUCGGUUUGAUCAAAUUGAUACCGACUUUAAAAAACUGACUGCAGAAAUGUCAAAAAUACCAAAUGUGGUGGAAUCUACGAAUAAGUCUGGUCUGCUUGCUAUUUUAGAGGAGAUACAAAAGAAUCUAACUUUGUGCGAAAAGGCUUUAGCUGUGUAUUUAGAAACAAAAAGAUUGUCAUUUCCGCGAUUUUACUUUAUUUCAUCAGCGGAUUUACUUGAUAUUUUAUCGAAUGGAAAUCAGCCCGAACUGGUGGCUAAACAUUUAACUAAAUUAUUCGAUUCUUUGGCAAGAUUGAAUUUUGGCCGAGACGAAGAAGGAAAUUUGAAUAAACUUAUUCACGGGAUGCACGCCAAAGAUGGGGAAUAUAUUGAUUUCAAUGAAACAACGAAUUGUAACGAUGCGGUUGAAGUGUGGUUAAAUCGCAUUCAAGCUUCAAUGCGAUCAACAAUCCGUCAUUUAAUCGGUGAAGGGGUUCUAUCUUAUGAAGAUAAGCCACGUGACCAGUGGUUGUUUGACUUUCCGGCUCAAGCCUCGCUUUGUGGUACCCAAAUUUGGUGGACCACUGAAGUAAAUAUAGCUUUUUCUCGUUUGGAGGAAGGUUACGAUAAUGCAAUUCGCGACUAUUAUAAAAAACAAGUGUCACAACUAAGCACUUUGAUUUCGUUGUUGUUGGGCGACUUGACGAAACAAGAUCGUCAAAAAAUCAUGACGAUUUGCACAAUUGAUGUUCAUUCUCGUGAUGUUGUGAGUAAGUUGAUUCAAAUGAAGGUGGAAAGUGCAUCGGCUUUCCAAUGGGUGUCUCAAUUGAGACAUCGGUGGGACGAGAAAGAUAAACAUUGUUUUGCUAAUAUUUGUGAUGCCCAGUUUAGGUACAGUUAUGAAUAUUUGGGUAAUACUCCCCGACUUGUGAUAACACCCUUAACUGACCGAUGUUACAUCACUUUAACUCAGUCUUUGCAUUUAAUAAUGGGUGGAGGGCCCGCAGGCCCGGCUGGAACGGGAAAAACCGAAACGACAAAGGAUUUGGGACGAGCACUUGGCAUAAUGGUUUACGUAUUCAACUGCUCCGAACAAAUGGAUUAUAAAUCCUGUGGAAAUAUUUACAAAGGACUCGCGCAGACGGGGGCUUGGGGAUGUUUUGAUGAGUUCAAUAGGAUUUCAGUGGAGGUCCUUUCGGUUGUUGCGGUCCAAGUAAAGUCAGUUUUAGAUGCAAUUAAAAAUAAAAGAACACAAUUCGAUUUUAUGGGGGAUCCCAUCGCGCUAGUGCCCACUGUGGGUAUUUUUAUAACUAUGAAUCCUGGCUAUGCUGGCAGAACUGAGUUACCAGAAAACUUGAAAGCACUUUUUAGACCGUGUGCUAUGGUCGUGCCAGAUUUUGAGCUCAUAUGUGAAAUAAUGUUAGUUGCUGAAGGGUUCCAAGAGGCAAAAAUUCUAGCCAGAAAAUUUAUAACUCUAUACACUCUGUGCAAAGAAUUGUUAUCAAAACAAGAUCAUUAUGAUUGGGGAUUACGAGCAAUAAAAUCCGUUUUAGUAGUAGCGGGAUCCUUAAAAAGAGGUGACCCUGGAAGACCCGAAGAGGAAGUUUUAAUGAGAGCUCUGCGCGAUUUUAAUAUACCUAAAAUAGUAACAGACGAUACGCCUGUUUUUAUGGGACUGAUUGGUGAUUUAUUUCCGGCUUUAGAAGUGCCUAGAAAACGAGAUGCUGAGUUUGAACGUACUGUUAAACAGGCUGCUAUUGAUUUAAAAUUACAACCCGAAGACAAUUUCAUAUUGAAAGUUGUUCAACUAGAGGAAUUGUUAGAAGUUCGGCAUUCGGUUUUUAUCGUUGGCAAUGCGGGUACUGGAAAAACUCAAGUGUGGAAAACAUUAUUUAAAACUUACAUAAAUAUAAAAAGGAAACCGGUUUACAACGAUCUCAACCCGAAAGCGGUAACAAACGAUGAACUUUUCGGUAUCAUAAAUCCGGCAACUAGAGAAUGGAAAGAUGGUUUAUUAUCUGUUUUAAUGAGGGAACAAGCUAAUUUGAGUGGCGAUAAUCCAAAAUGGAUUGUUUUGGACGGUGACAUAGAUCCGAUGUGGAUUGAGUCUCUUAACACUGUCAUGGAUGAUAACAAAGUACUCACUUUGGCCAGUAACGAGAGAAUCGCAUUAACACCAGGAAUGAGACUAUUAUUUGAGAUAUCUAACUUGAGAACUGCAACGCCUGCCACAGUUUCCCGUGCAGGAAUUCUUUAUAUUAACCCUCAAGAUCUCGGAUGGAAUCCAUUUGUAACAAGCUGGAUCGAAACAAGAACAAACGGAACGGAAAAAUCCAAUUUAAUUAUGCUUUUUGACAAGUAUAUUCCCAUUUGUUUAGAAAAUGUUCGCACUCGCUUCAAGAAAAUUACUCCAGUUGCGGAAACAUCACACAUUGAAAUGUUAUGCCACCUCUUGGAAUGCCUACUCACACCUAAUAACACACCAAAUGAGUGUCCUAAAGAAUGGUACGAGCUCUACUUCGUCUUCUGCUGCGUCUGGGCUUUCGGAUCUGCCAUGUUCCAAGAACAGGCGACUGAUUAUCGUGUGGAGUUUACAAAAUGGUGGGUGAAUGAGUUUAAGAGCGUAAAAUUUCCGAGUGGCGGUACCGUAUUUGAUUAUUACAUCGAUUCUGAAUCGAAGCAGUUUGUGCCUUGGACAGAAAGUCUGGGACGUUUCGAGCUCGAUCCCGAUGUUCCCCUGCAGGCCGUAUUGGUCCACACGGCCGAAUCAAUUCGUAUUCGAUAUUUCUUGGAUUUGUUGAUGGCCAAACGUCGACCGGUUAUGUUAGUAGGAAACGCAGGUUGCGGAAAGACUGUGCUCGUCAGCGAGAAAUUGGUAUCAUUAUCCGAAAACUAUGCGGUCACCAACGUGCCUUUCAACUUUUACACAACAUCGGAGAUGCUGCAAAAGAUUCUCGAGAAACCGUUAGAGAAAAAAGCGGGACGGAAUUACGGACCUCCCGGUAAUAAAACUCUUGUUUACUUCAUCGAUGAUAUGAAUAUGCCAGAAGUCGAUGCCUAUGGCACGGUGCAACCUCACACCUUGAUCAGACAGCAUCUGGAUUAUGGUCACUGGUAUGACAGGAACCGGCUCUCGCUUAAAGACAUACAUAAUUGUCAAUACGUGUCCUGUAUGAACCCCACAGCCGGAAGUUUCACCAUCAACCCACGCCUGCAAAGACACUUUUACGUAUUUGCAAUUAGUUUCCCAGGAAGUGAAGCCUUGUCAACAAUUUAUCAUGCAAUUUUAAGUCAACAUCUUUCAAAUAUUGAACACAAAUUUCCUUCCGUCGUUGUUAAGCUCGGAGACAAUGUUGUAUCAGCUGCUGUCGCUCUACAUCACAAAGCUUCCCAAAUAUUUCUCCCUACAGCGAUAAAAUUCCACUAUAUCUUUAAUUUGCGUGACAUAUCUAACGUCUUUCAGGGGCUACUCUUCAGCACAAACGACUGUUUGAAUCAACCCACUGAUUUAGUUAGGCUUUGGUUGCAUGAAAGUCAAAGAGUUUACGGCGACAAACUAAUCGAAGAAAAGGAUAUUGACGCUUUUAGCAAAUUACAAUUAGAUCUUUUUAAAAAGAAUUUCGAGGAAAUUGAUGAGUCAAUUGUUUUUGAAAGACCAAACAUUUAUUGUCAUUUUGCUAGUGGAAUCGGCGAGCCUAAAUAUAUGCCCAUAACAAAAUGGGAAACUCUUAGUAAACUGCUGACAGAAGCAAUGUCAAGUUAUAAUGAUUUGGUGGCUGCUAUGAAUUUGGUAUUGUUUGAAGAUGCGAUGAUGCAUGUGUGUCGAAUAAAUCGAAUAUUAGAAUCUCCUCGAGGAAGUGCGUUAUUAGUGGGGGUUGGUGGUAGCGGAAAGCAGUCUUUGUCUAGAUUGGCUGCUUUCAUUUCAUCGUUAGAAGUGUCACAAAUUCAGCUAAAGAAAGGUUACGGAGUUCCCGAUCUACGAAAUGAGUUAUCAUCCCUUUAUCUGAAAACGGGCCUGAAAAAUGUUGGAAUAAUGUUUCUUAUGACAGAUGCUCAAGUUCCUAAUGAACAAUUCCUGGUCCUUAUUAAUGACAUGCUGGCUUCAGGAGAAGUGCCCGAUAUGUUCCCUGACGAUGAAAUUGAAAAUAUUAUAGCAGGUGUCCGUAAUGAAGUAAAAGGAGCCGGCAUGUUAGACACUAGAGAGAAUUGUUGGAAAUUCUUUAUUGAUCGUGUAAGAAGACAGUUAAAAGUUGUACUAUGUUUCUCACCUGUUGGUUCAACGUUACGCGUUAGAUCAAGAAAGUUCCCCGCUAUAAUUAACUGCACACAAAUUAAUUGGUUCCACGAAUGGCCUCAAGAAGCUCUAGUUUCAGUCUCUCUACGAUUUUUACAAGAGCUGAAAGCUUUACCGGCAUCUCUACUUGAUUCUGUAUCCAGAUUUAUGGCAUACGCCCACACUUCCGUUAACGCAAUGUCCAAAUUAUAUCUCCAAAACGAAAGACGGUAUAACUACACCACCCCGAAGUCAUAUCUAGAACAAAUCAAUCUCUACUCCAAACUCCUCAUAAAAAAAAACAAUGAACUCCAGUGCAAAAUUGAACGCCUGGAAAAUGGAUUAGAUAAACUGAAAAGUACAGCUGUACAAGUUGAUGAGUUAAAAAAGAAACUCGCGAUUCAAGAAGUUGAACUUAAAGAAAAGAACGAAGCAGCUGAUGCUCUCAUCGAAAUUGUAGGUAUUGAAACCGAAAAAGUUUCAAUCGAGAAAAAACUCGCAGACGAAGAAGAAGAAAAAGUCGCAAUGAUUGCAGAAGAAGUAAGCAAAAAGCAGAAAGACUGCGAAGAAGAUUUGCUUAAAGCCGAGCCAGCAUUAAUUGCCGCUCAAGAGGCCCUCAAUACACUGAACAAAGCGAAUCUCACCGAGUUGAAAUCGUUUGGGUCGCCACCGGGGGCAGUGACAAAUGUCACUGCUGCAGUUAUGGUUCUUUUAGCGCCAGCAGCAAAAAUACCUAAAGACAGAAGUUGGAAAGCCGCCAAAAUCGUGAUGGCUAAAGUCGACGCGUUUCUUGAUUCAUUAAUUAAUUACGACAAAGAGAAUAUCCAUCCUGAAAUUAUUAAAGCUAUAGAACCUUAUUUGAAAGAUGCUGAAUUCGAACCUGAAUUCGUUAGAUCGAAAUCAGCUGCAGCGGCAGGUCUUUGUGCUUGGGUUAUUAAUAUUAUUAAAUUCUACGAAGUUUAUUGUGACGUUGAACCGAAACGGAAAGCUUUAGCGGCGGCUAAUGCAGAAUUAGCAGCGGCACAAGAGAAAUUAAGCGGAAUUAAGAAAAAAGUUGCUUCUUUGGAAGAACAAUUGGCAAAAUUAACAGCCGAUUUUGAAAAAGCUACAACUGAAAAAUUAUUAUGUCAACAAGAAGCUGAUGCCACCAAUGCCACUAUACAACUAGCUAAUAGACUUGUCGGAGGUCUGGCUAGUGAAAAUGUUAGAUGGGCUGAAGCAGUUAACAACUUUAUGGAGCAAGGGACAAUGUUACCGGGUGAUGUACUGUUAGUUACAGCUUUCAUCUCAUAUGUUGGUUGUUUUACAAAACAGUAUCGGUUGGAUUUAUUGCAUAAAAUGUGGCUGCAAUUCUUAAAAACACUAGAUCCUCCGAUUCCGAUUACUGAAAAUCUCGAUCCUUUGUCAUUAUUGACUGAUGAUACACAAAUAGCGAAAUGGCAUAAUGAAGGUUUACCCAGUGAUCGAAUGUCGACAGAAAAUGCGACAAUUCUUUCGAACUCUGAUCGAUGGCCUCUAAUGAUUGACCCUCAAUUGCAAGGGAUAAAAUGGAUAAAGCAGAAAUAUGGUGACGACCUAAAAGUAAUUCGUUUGGGCCAAAAAGGGUAUCUGGAUGUAAUUGAAAAAUCAAUUACUUCAGGAGCAACAGUUUUAGUAGAAAAUAUUGAAGAGAGCGUCGAUCCGGUAUUGGACACUUUACUUGGUCGAAAUUUAAUUAAAAAGGGCCGAGCAAUCAAAAUUGGCGAUAAAGAGAUCGAGUAUAAUUCCCUCUUCCGACUAAUCCUUCAAACAAAACUGGCAAAUCCACAUUAUAAGCCCGAAAUGCAAGCACAAGCAACUCUUAUUAAUUUCACAGUCACCAGGGACGGCUUAGAAGACCAGCUCCUUGCUGAAGUUGUUAAGGCUGAAAGACCCGACUUGGAGGACUUAAAGGCUGAAUUAACCAAGCAACAAAAUGACUUCAAAAUCAUGCUGAAGACAUUAGAAGACGAUCUUUUGUCUCGUUUGUCCUCAGCGGGCGGGAAUUUAUUAGGCGAUACAACGCUCGUGGAGAAUUUAGAAACCACAAAACGAACAGCAGCUGAAAUAGAGCAAAAAGUUUCAGAAGCCAAAGUAACUUCAAUUCAAAUUGAUCAAGCAAGAGAACAUUAUAGGCCAGCAGCUGCUCGAGCAAGUUUGCUUUAUUUCAUUUUGAAUGAGUUAAACACCAUUAACCCAAUUUAUCAAUUUUCUUUGAAAGCCUUCAGUGUGGUUUUUCAAAAAGCUAUAGCCAAAGCAGAUCCAGCUGAAUCCGUCACCGCUCGAGUAAAUAAUUUAAUUGAGUGCAUUUCCUUCUCUGUAUUUCAGUACACGACUAGAGGACUCUUUGAAUGUGAUAAAUUAAUUUUUGCUUCACAAAUGGCAUUCCAGAUCCUUUUAAUGAGCGAAGAGAUAAUGGCUGCUGACUUGGAUUUUCUUUUGCGAUUUCCGAUAAAACCGCACGUCACUAGUCCCGUUGAUUUUUUAUCGAACACUAGCUGGGGUGGUAUAUGUAGUCUGGCAACAAAAGAUGAGUUCAGAAACUUAGACAGGGACAUAGAAAAUUCACCCAAACGAUGGAAGAAACUUGUUGAAUCGGAAUGUCCAGAGCGGGAAAAGUUUCCUCAAGAAUGGAAAAGCAAAACCGCACUACAGAGACUUUGCAUGAUGCGAGCUCUUAGACCCGAUCGAAUGAUAUAUGCCAUGAUGGCGUUUAUUGAGGAAAAACUGGGGUCAAAGUACGUGGAGAACAAGACGGUGGAGUUCGCGAAAUCAUUCGAAGAAACAAGUCCAUCGACACCGAUUUUUUUUAUUUUAUCACCGGGCGUUAAUCCCUUGAAAGAUGUGGAGGAUUUAGGCGAAAAACUGGGCUUUACAUCAGAUAAACAAAAUUUUCACAAUGUAUCUUUGGGUCAAGGACAGGAAGUGGUGGCCGAGAAAGCGAUGGAAAUCGCGGCUUUGCACGGCCAUUGGGUGGUGUUACAAAACAUCCAUUUGGUGAAAAAAUGGCUACCUUUGCUUGAAAAAAAUCUAGAGCGUUUCGCGGACGGCUCUCACAGCAAUUAUCGGGUUUUUAUGAGUGCCGAACCCGCCGCAACUCCCGCCGCUCACAUUAUUCCCCAAGGAAUUUUGGAGUCGUCAAUAAAAAUAACGAACGAGCCUCCGACGGGAAUGCAGGCGAAUUUACACAAAGCUUUAUCGAAUUUUAAUCAAGAGACGUUAGAGCAGUGUGGGAAGGAAGCCGAGUUUAAAGUCAUACUGUUUUCUUUAUGUUAUUUUCACGCGGUUGUCGCUGAACGCAGGAAAUUCGGACCCCAAGGAUGGAAUAAAGUCUACCCCUUUAACGUGGGAGAUUUAACCAUUAGCGUAUUUGUGCUCUACAACUAUUUAGAGGCAAACUCGAAAGUCCCAUGGGAAGAUUUAAGGUAUUUGUUUGGCGAAAUUAUGUACGGGGGACACAUUACAGACGACUGGGACAGAAGAUUAUGUAACACUUAUUUAGAAGAACUUUUACAACCCGAUUUGGUCGACGGUGAAUUAAUGUUGGCACCGGGAUUCCCCGCACCGCCCAAUACCGACUAUGUCGGAUACCACAAUUAUAUUGACGAAAUGAUGCCUCCAGAGUCACCCUACUUAUACGGACUACAUCCUAAUGCCGAAAUAGGCUUUUUGACGACCACAGCUGACAACCUUUUCAGAACUGUCUUUGAAAUGCAACCCAGAGAUGCCGGCACGUCUGGAGGAACCACAAUUACCAGAGAAGAUAAAGUGAAGCAAAUAGUGGACGAAAUGAUCGAAAAGCUUCCCGAGGAUUUCAAUAUGACCGAAAUAAUGGGGAAAGUUGAAGAGCGCACUCCUUAUGUGAUUGUGGCAUUUCAAGAGUGUGAAAGAAUGAAUUACCUAACCGGAGAAAUUAAGCGUUCUUUGAAAGAACUCGACUUGGGAUUAAAAGGGGAACUUACAAUAACUUCAGAUAUGGAAGAUCUUGAAAACGCAUUAUUUUUAGAUCAAGUGCCUCCAGUCUGGAGUAAAAGAGCUUACCCGUCGCUGCUCGGCCUGACAUCUUGGUUUGUUGACUUAUUAUUAAGAAUUCGAGAACUGGAAACUUGGUCUACCGACUUCGUGUUGCCAGCCUCAGUGUGGUUGGGUGGAUUUUUCAACCCUCAAUCUUUACUCACGGCUAUUAUGCAAAGCACAGCUCGGAGAAAUGAACUACCAUUAGAUAAGAUGUGUCUACAGUGUGAUGUCACGAAAAAACAAAAAGAAGAAUUUACGAGCGCUCCGAGGGAAGGUGCUUACGUCCAUGGACUACAUAUGGAAGGCGCCAGAUGGGAUGUGCAAGCUGGAAUUAUAAUGGAUUCGAAAUUAAAAGAGUUAUUCCCCUCCAUGCCAGUAAUAAAUAUCAGAGCUAUAACUCAAGACAAACAAGAUUUGAGAAACAUGUACGAAUGUCCCGUAUAUAAAACAAGAACAAGAGGGCCCACAUAUGUCUGGACCUUUAACUUGAAAACUAAGGAUAAGCCGGCUAAGUGGACGUUGGCGGGCGUUGCCCUCUUACUUCAAACAUAACUCAAACACUCAAUUAUAAUUGUUUAAGAAAAUAAAUCAUACACUCGUU
Messenger RNA from Tribolium madens (black flour beetle), 13746 nucleotides. RefSeq names its product dynein beta chain, ciliary (gene Dhc93AB). Bases 255 to 13697 code for a protein of 4480 amino acids. Gene Ontology annotation, cellular component: dynein complex. The transcript has 43 exons. The record is from RefSeq and is a predicted model, not a curated record. Gene Ontology annotation, molecular function: dynein intermediate chain binding; minus-end-directed microtubule motor activity; ATP binding. Gene Ontology annotation, biological process: microtubule-based movement. NCBI's taxonomy places the organism in Eukaryota, Metazoa, Arthropoda, Insecta, Coleoptera, Tenebrionidae.